Molecule: messenger RNA, 787 nt
Organism: Ilyonectria robusta
Lineage: Eukaryota; Fungi; Ascomycota; Sordariomycetes; Hypocreales; Nectriaceae
Exons: 2
Coding region: 178-717 (179 amino acids)
Source: RefSeq, a predicted model, not a curated record
UGCCUUACACACCUGGCCAUCGGCUGCCUGCUAGCGGGCAGCAGGCCUGUGGAAAACGCCGGGCCACUGCUGAAGUGUCCUGAUCGUCCGCUGGAUCAGACACCAUACAGGGGCUGUCCCACUGCGCCACCAGCGGCGUCACUCCCUCCCCUGGCUGUUCAGCGGGCGGCAAGCCAGAUGAUUUUUAGUUUUCCCAGUCCAGCUUGUCACUUACCACCACCGCCCAUCCAGUCUCAUGCCUCGGGCCUUCAUUUCAACCAACAUGCAAUGCAGCCAGCACUGUCCGUCUUUGGUCCAUCGGGCCGCGAUGGAUUGAGCCCUCGUCAGCUGGACCUACUGGCUCCUUUGUCCCCCCCAAGCCCGGCCACUAGCUCCCCGUCGUGUGCCCCUGGACCUGUUGGGACACAAAUCCAUGGUAUGCUAGGAUUCUGGGCAAUGGACAUUCAGCGAUCCCUUCUGGACGGACAAUUGGCACAGCUACCUGCCCGUCUCGGCACCACGACGACGCCUGUGAAAGCGGCAUUAUCAUCUCCUCCCACACCAAUAGCAAGGCGAUCCAUAAAUCCAAUAGCUACUGUACUAUACUCGUGCUUGCGAUUCUGCAGCUUGCCCACUCCAUGCAUUGAUUGCGAUGGUGGCUCUGCAGCUUGCGUGUUCGUCUCCUUCAUCCACCUUCCUUCACUCGACGCAGGCGCCUGCCUCAUUCACGAGAGGUGAUUGAGGGCAGGGCUUAUUACAGACGGAAGCAAGGCUUAACUAGCCCAGCCAACCUAGUCAAGGACACCGG